Messenger RNA from Guyanagaster necrorhizus, 952 nucleotides. RefSeq lists its product as uncharacterized. The transcript is spliced from 5 exons. The record is from RefSeq and is a predicted model, not a curated record. Lineage: Eukaryota; Fungi; Basidiomycota; Agaricomycetes; Agaricales; Physalacriaceae. The coding region runs from base 245 to 952 and encodes 235 amino acids.
CAGUACGUCGUUUCAGUUGCAAUUUGAUCCGCCCACAACACGUACAAUCAGUUUUGAAUCCGGUGUAUAAUGUAUAUAAUGAUGAAUAAAUGCAAGACAUGACAAGGAAUAAAAAUAUUAAUGAGUCAUGAAGAGUCGUUAGUAAAAAUGUCUCGUGUCGGUUGCUCGAGGAAGGAGUUUCCACCGCCAUUUAGACCUGAUCUUAUUAGUUGGAUCCGACAAAGGAAAACUGUUGCUGCGGGUCAUGGGUACUCUGGAGAAAGGGGGGUCUGGAGAUAGGCCGUUCGGCGUGUCAGGAUACCUAUCGAAAAUCUGGAUGGACAGGACCGAACGUGGCUUGAUGUUCCCUGUGGCACUGCUUAGUACAGAGCUAGUCAUUGAAUGGGGCUACUGGGGCGUGGAGGAGAGUUUCGUGAAUCCUUUCUGCAACAGGAGCGUUUCAUGGAGAAUGUACGGCAAUGAGAGAGGUAGGGGUGAUGGCGAUGGCGAUGGCGAAGACGACGUCUGCGUAGUUGACGCUCGAGCGAGUAGACAAGGUGAGAGCGUGGGCGCAAGAAAGAAGGGGUUAAAACUGUUAAGAGCACGGCCACGGUGCUCUGAAGAGGAUAUUAAAGCCAAAAUGAAGCAAGCCACACGCAUAGAGAUCUUGUGUAUUAUUGACUCCAUUAACGUUGGAGCGCUUCACAUCGACUUCGGCAACAGCAAGGGCGGCUGUCGGAUGUGUCCUAUAUACUGGUGCGUUCGGGCUCUAUACGCAAAACUGAGAGACCGUCACCAUAUGUCCGGUGACAGAUUAUCAGCUCAGAAGGUGCCUUUGCUUGCGAGGGAAGAGAUUGAGGCAAAGAGAAUCGUGGCGAUAUCAACGGUCAAAAGACAUGGGACAAAGAAAUUACCGUGGUUCGUGGUAAUGCAUCGUUUGUCAGAGCUCCCCGCGCACGAUGCCCGAAGCUAG